AUGUGCGCGGAACAGGCUUUGGCCUCAUGGGGUGACUUGCAACCUCUGCGCUCAAAGAUGUCCCAGAAGACGCAAUCAACCGCUCUUCGGCCGAACGGUGCUCGAGCUAAAGUUCCCGAUGCUAGCAGGAAGAGCAAGGUCGAAGACAGCGCCGGAAGCAAAGUCCGCAGCGUAAGCAGGGACAACAAGGCCUCCAGUCGUCGUGAGAGCGUCAAGCCUGCCAUCCAAAACGUGAGCAAGAGAAGCUCAAGCCAGCACGAGAGCAGGAAAGCACCGGCUUCUCAAGAGACCAGCAAGAAGGUACCCGGCCAUCGGGAUGCCAGGUCCACGUCGAGGCAGCCAGAAGUCAGAAAGUCGAACCUCCGACCCGAUAGCAAGGCGGUGCCGAGUGGACUCGACGGUAAGGCAACCGUGGCCAAUUCGAAGACUUCGUCGCGUCCAGCGUCGAAGAACAGAGAAGCCCUUACGCCGCAAGUGCCAAAUGCUGGUGUGAAGUCACCGAGCCGGGGAAGUAAGAUUUCGGCCGAAUCGAGUGGUCAGAGACUUUCGCGAAGUAACGACAAAGAACGACAGUUGAAAAAAGUCGCGGCGACGUCAUCGCCGGGUGGUGUCUCGGAAAAAUGGCCCAAGACAACACAGCGCACAAAGACAAAGGCAACAGAAGAGGCUCCUCGUGGCAGCGGUGUGGCUAAGCCAAGUAACCAUGCUGAGUCACAAGGUUCAUCGCCAGCGGCAACCGGCACAACACGGUCCUCGCACGUCGGCAAAGCUGAAAAAGCAGAGGAACACAAGAAAGAACACAGGAGUCCCUACGACAAGGCGGGCACAUCCCACAAGACGUCAAAAGCUGCGCCACAAAACGAUGCUGUUUCGGAGAAGAGCAAGGACAGCCAGCCUCGGCCACCGACCACUACGGUAUCUAAAAAACAUUCAGCGGUCACGAGGCAAGGCACCUAUUCCAAGGAGAAGUUUCAACAGUGUUCAGUCACGUCCUUCAGCCACAGCGACUCUAUUUUUCAGAUUAUACCAGAUUCCUCGAAGACAGAAACUUCCAGGACGAGGCAUUCUUCUGUCGUGGACGACAACUACGACGAUGAUUUUGAGGAUUACGAGUCUGACUUUGAGAAUGACGAUGACGUUGAUGACGAGAGCAGUCCGAGCAGUGCCUUCAGGGACAGCAGCAGCAGCAGCAGCAGCAGCAGCAGCAGCAGCGACAUCGCCUCCGCAAGUGGAAACAAUGAGGUGCCCUCCGGCAAGGAAGCACUCCAACCGACAAGCGACCUACUGCUGGCGAAGGAGUACAGCGUGGUCAAUACGGAGCGGAAUCUGAAGUCCCAGUGGAAAUCCGAGCCCGUCCUCGAGGUGGAAGCGAAGCCUCCCGCCCCGUUGAUGCCAACGUCCUUCUCGACGUACAGCCUGGUCAGCUACCUGACGGCGCAGAGGAAGGAGCAAGAGAAGAAAGUGCUCAGCAAAGCUCAACAGCGGGCUAAGGACGUCUUGGAGAUGGUCUCCCUGGACACCAUGACGUACCAGGUGUUCGACGUUCCACCAAUCACCUACGACGUUUACAUCUCCACAUUUGGCCGGGCUGACGCAAAACAGGUGUUGAUCCAAACUGAUUUAGGUGAUGAAGAAGAGUGCCAAACUGAGACCAUCGAAUAUGACGACAGAUGGACUCAGCAGCCUCCUCACGACUACAAGGGUUUCGGCGGAGGAAAAGCAGAUGACACACCAAUAGACAGUGGUACUCGGCACUUGCAGAGUGGCGAAGACAUGAUGAACCUUUUGGACUUUCUCAGGAACUCUUCGGAUCUGAUGCUUCGCGUUAUGGAGGAAGACAGGGCCUGUGAAACCCGGCGAAACCUGAAGCGUGUGUCCGAAGUGGACGGCUUCAGCGAUGGUUUCUUGCAGCUGGAUCCCCUCCGCUUUGCCAAAGGCUGUCCGAUCAACUGCGUUCGCUUCUCACGACCAUGUCCAAACUACCUGGUCACAAGCCACGACCUCACGUCCCUGCCUGAAGAGGCCCGUGCAAGCGCACCUGGCGACACAGUCCUCUGCGUAUGGAACCUCAACAGCCCUGCUACACCGACAGACGUCCUCGUAUCUAACUGCCGGCUGACCUGCUGCCAGUGGUCGCCUCUUGAUGCCACGUCCCUUAUCACUGGAUCGCUGGACGGCUCGAUCGAAUUGUGGGACUUAAGGGACAAGUUCUGCCUUUCUAAGGACUGUGUCACCGAAGCAGAUGGCUCAGAAUCUCUAGGGGACCCCAUGAAGAUGCCCGUGUAUUCUACAGCAUCCCUCUUUGAUACGGACUGCCACUUCGCCAAGAUCGUGGAUAUCUGCUGCUGGACACAGAAAGAACUGUUCGUAACAGUGCUAUACUUGAUUAUUGAUCCCUUGCACGACUUCACAUCCAUGCUGAACCAGCUGAUGGUUUUUCACGCAGCGCACAAGUCUCUUGCACUUUGCUUCCACCGAAAUGUGAUACCACGGCCGUUGUCAUACUCAACGCCAUCGAUCGGGUCCACAACCACUGCGUUAUCGCGGGUGACACCACAAAACCGCAAUGUUCUCCAUGCAGUUUCCUCCGAGGACGGCUACAACGUUUGGAGCCUGGACGAAGAAGGCACUCUUGUCUCUUGGGCUGUGGCUGCGGUCAGGAGCGAGCCCGAGGGAUCGCUCUCUGACUUGGGACUCGCACCCGGGGCCACGCUCAGACUCGUGCGUGCGGCGGUGUUCCGGGUGCCGAAUUUCCUGCCACCGUCGUACGAGGAGGCACGCGACGGCCUGAGGACCUUCGGAGCGGCUCAGCUGAGCGCCACGCGCGUUCUGGUUACCACGGACAUUGGAGUGGUCGUUCACGUGGACUUGUACAAGGCGAGGACGUCACCGAAGGUGUUUAAGCCAAAGCAGCAUCCUUUGGUGGCCCAGGAGUGCUGCAUUGCAUUGUCGCCGCAUCACCGGUCUUUCUUUCUCGUGGCCGGCAAGAAUGGUGCUCUGAGGCUGCAUUUUCUCGAAUACGAGCAAGCCGUGUGGGAGUGGGAACCAUUAGAGAGGACGGAAACUCGAGCGCUCCUCUGGAGCCCUUGCACCCCGACGCAGUUCUACGUCACCACCGCGGCUGGAGAGGUGGCCACCUGGGAAUUUUCGACGAGGAUCGACGCUCCCACACGGCUCGCCACGUUUUCUCCUUCCAGAGUGUCGGCAAUGGACGCGGAUGGAACGGCUUCGUCGGCGACAUCCGAGCAUUGCUUGGCGUUGGCCAUGGACGAUGGUGUAGUGCAGGUGCAUCUCAUGGAUCCCUCUGACAGCAGCCACCAGCCGAGUCGCGAGCAGAUCCAGGAGAAGCUACUGACCCUGUAGGAAUUAAUAAAACAUGUUUUCAGCUUCAACGCA
Messenger RNA from Rhipicephalus microplus (southern cattle tick), 3396 nucleotides. RefSeq names its product cytoplasmic dynein 2 intermediate chain 1. Gene Ontology annotation, cellular component: cytoplasmic dynein complex. Gene Ontology annotation, molecular function: dynein light chain binding; dynein heavy chain binding. Gene Ontology annotation, biological process: intraciliary transport. The record is from RefSeq and is a predicted model, not a curated record. NCBI's taxonomy places the organism in Eukaryota, Metazoa, Arthropoda, Arachnida, Ixodida, Ixodidae.